Molecule: messenger RNA, 3315 nt
Organism: Trichosurus vulpecula (common brushtail)
Lineage: Eukaryota; Metazoa; Chordata; Mammalia; Diprotodontia; Phalangeridae
Product: zinc finger protein OZF-like
Exons: 5
Coding region: 227-1819 (530 amino acids)
Biological process (GO): regulation of cytokine production; negative regulation of transcription by RNA polymerase II; regulation of immune system process
Source: RefSeq, a predicted model, not a curated record
GUCUCCUUCUCCUCCUCUGACCACAUGGGUGCAGUCUCUCCCCUGAGGGCAGGGCCAGGGCCUUUGUGACUCCUGUGGGGCUUCACCCUGUACAUCCCUGUAGGCCAGCCUUCUGCCUGGGAAGAGAAGAGCAAGACCUCUCCCCCUCUGGGAUCCUUCUCCCUGCCCAGCUCAGUCUGCAGAGGACCAGGGCCUGGCCCCAGCAGGGAGCCUGGAGCCAGAGGGAAUGGCCCCUGGGAGCAGCAGCCCCCCUCCCCAGGGAUUGGUGACAUUCAAAGAUGUGGCUGUGGACUUCACCCAGGAGGAGUGGGGCCUCUUGGACCAUGCUCAGAAGGAGUUGUACAAGGGGGUCAUGUUGGAGAAUGCCCGGAACCUGCUCUCCCUGGGGCUGCCAGUUCCCAGAGAAGACGUGAUCUCUUACUUUGAGCAAAGGGAAGGCCCAUGGAUGCUGGAGCAAGAAGGCCUGAGGAGCUGCUGUCCAGAUGGAGAGAUCGGCCUGGAAAGGAAGGAAACUGCUACAGAGCUAAGCCUUUCUGUGGAAGAAACUCCCAAGCAAAGAGUCAUGAGUGAUGGUCCCUCUGACUUCCACUGGAGAGAAGUCUGCACAACACCUCAGAGUAUCCAAACUGGAGAGAAACCGUAUGACUGUAAUCAAUAUGGAAAGACUUUUCCAUGUAAGCACAGUCUUGUUAUGCAUAGAAGAAUCUGCCUUGGAGAAAAACCUUAUGAAUGUAAUCAACGUGAGAAGGCUUUUAGAGAGAAGGGAUGUCUUAUUGCACAUCAGAGAACACACACUGCAGAGAAACCUUAUGAAUGUAAUCAAUGUGGAAAAGGUUUUAAAUCAAGGAGCUUGCUUACUCGACAUCAGAGGAUCCACACUGGAGAGAAACCUUAUGAAUGUAAUCUAUGUGGACAGGCUUUUACACGGAAGGGUCACCUUAUUGGACAUCAGAGAACACACACUGCAGAGAAACCUUAUGAAUGUAAUCAAUGCGGAAAAGCUUUUAAAUCAUCUAAUAGUCUUACUCUACAUCAGAGAAUCCACAGUGAAGUGAAACCUUAUGAAUGUAAUCAAUGUGGAAAAGCUUUUAAAUGGCGGAAAUGUCUUACGACACAUCAAAGAAUCCACACUGGAGAGAAGCCUUAUAAAUGUAAUCAUUGUGGAAAGACUUAUAGAUGGAAGGACAGUAUUGUUGAACAUCAGAGAAUCCACACUGGAGAGAAACCUUAUAAAUGUAAUCAAUGUGGAAAGACUUUCAGACGUAGGAAGUCUGUUGGUGAACAUCAGAGGAUGCACACCGGAAAGAAACCUUAUGAAUGUAAUCAGUGUGGAAAGGCUUUUGCAAGGAAACCUACUCUUAUUACACAUCAGAGAACCCACACUGGAGAGAAACCUUAUGAAUGUAAAGAAUGUGGAAAGGCUUUUACAAGGAGCACUAGUGUUAUUACACAUCAGAGAACCCACACUGGAGAGAAACCUUAUGAAUGUAAUCAAUGUGGAAAGACUUUUGCAUUUAAGCAUUGCCUUGUUAAGCAUGAGAGGAUCCACACUGGAGAGAAACCUUAUGAAUGUAAGCAAUGUGGAAAAACUUUUGCAUUUAAGCGUUGCCUUGUUAUGCAUGAGAGGAUCCACAAUAGAGAGAAACCUUAUGAAUGUAAUCAAUGUGGAAAGGCUUUCGCAUUUAAGCAUUACCUUGUUAUGCAUGAGAGGAUCCACAAUGGAGAGAAACCUUAUGAAUGUAAUCAAUGUGGAAAGGCUUUCGCAUUUAAGCAUUACCUUGUUAUGCAUGAGAGGAUCCACACUGGAGAGAAACCUUAGGACUGUAAUCAGUGUGGAAGGACUUUUAGAUAUAAGCGCAGUCUUGUUAAGCAUAGAAGAAUCCACACUGGAGAGAAACCUUAUGAAUGUAAUUAAUGUGGAAAGACUUUUACAUGGAAACAUGGUCUUGUUACACAUGAAAGAAUCCACAUGGGAGAGAAAUUGUAUGACUGUAAUCAAUGUGGAAAUACUUUUACAUGUAAGCCCAGUCUUGUUAGACAUAGAGGAAUCCACACUGUAGAGAAACCUUAUAAAUGUAAUCAAUGUGGAAAGGCUUUUGCAUUUAAGAAUUGCCUUGUUAAGCAUGAGAGGAUCCACACUGGAGAGAAACCUUGUAAAUGUAAUCAACGUGGAAAGGCUUUUGCAUUUAAGAAUUGCCUUGUUAAGCAUGAGAGGAUCCACACUGGAGAGAAAGCUUAUGAGUAAUCAGUGUGGAAAGGGUUUUACACAGAGAGGUGGUGUUAUUGUUCAUCAGAGACUCCACACUGGUGAGAAACCUUUUGAAUGUACCAAUGUGGAAAAACUUUUAUACAGAAGGUCUCUGUUAUUGUACAUGAGAGAAUCCACACUGGAGAGAAACCUUAUGAAUGUACACAGUGCAGAAAAGCUUUUAAACAGAAGUCCUCUUUUACUAAACAUCAGAAAAUUCACACUGGAGAGGGACCAUCUUACCCAACAACAGAGAAUCCACGCUUGAGAGAAACCUUUUGAAUGUACCCAGUGUGGAAAGGCUUUUAAACAGAGGAACCAUCUUACCUGACAUCAGAGCAUGCACACUGGAGAGAAACCACAUGAAUGUGAUCAUUGUGGUAAAACUUUCAGGCUAAAGUCGGUCCUUUUGUACCUUCAGAGAAUCCAUGCGAGACACAGGAGUCUUAUAACUGACCUAAAUGAGGAAAGGCAUUAAAAUGGGGUACAGAGAUUCAUAGCAGAAAAUUCACUCAGGGUACAAGCCAUCUAUGAACUCUCUAUGGGAAGGCUUGCAACCAGAGAUCAUCUCGUAUCCUCUCAUCAGAGGAUUUACAAUGAAAAGAAACCUUAUGAAUGUGCUUAGUGGGAGGUGCCUUUCUCUAGAACAUGGAGGUCACAGGUGAAGGUGAAAUUUUCUGCCUGAAUACAACAGAAUGAUGAGAAAUGAAAAUAAUUCAUGCCAACCUUCCAGGUUGCACAACCUGAAAAGGAGGCAAUUGUCGGAUAAAGUGCAGAACUAUGUGAAAGAAUACAUCUGGAUGUUUUCAUAACAAGGAAAAGACUUUGUGCCAAUCCUUUGUCAACUGGGGAACAGUCUUUGGUGAAGGGAAGAAAUCAGAUUUGUUUGAUGAAGGCUAUAAGAAUUGGAGCAGUUGGGGGGAAUGUUGUGUUCUCCCACAGCCACCUGCAUGUGUGUAUUCAGAUUCCAUCCAGGCCACUGCAGGUGAAAGUCAAGAAACUUCUUGUUAAGUUUACAUUAUUUCUGCCUCCUCACUGGGAAAGACCACAAUGAGCAGCAGGAAAUG